AUGUCCGCAAUUGUUGUCUCCCGCAAGUUUAAACACGCUGCGCUUUUGUAAUAGAACUCCAAGUGUUUACUGAUCUUUUUAAAGCACAUGGUGUGCUUUUGGCAGGCUUCUUCCAGAAAUGGCAUCAAAAAUUAAAAACACUUCUCUGAUUACGAUUAUGGAAACUAACAUUCAAUUCGAUCUUUUUUUCUUUCAGCGUGUUCAUUCAUGGUCCCAAUCGAGAGACCGCAAAGUUUUGAAAUCUGCAAAAGUGAACACAAAGAAUGCACCUCUAUCCGUUACAUGCCAGAGGAUAAAGCUAAGUUCUUGGACUGCCGUUUGGCCUGUGCAAGACGACGAGGUUUGUGUCUUCUUAACAUUUGUGUUUCGACUGUUCGUCGCUACCGUUUGUUACGUCUCCUUAGUGUCGCAUAUUCGUAUGCUAAAUUGGACUAAGUGCAAAUAUGGAAUAGCUGAUUUUCUUCCAGAAAACCUAACUGAGGAUUUGACCGCCUACUUUUGUGAGAAACCUGCAAUGCCGUGCACUCCAUACAAGGUAUCUGGACGGAAAGCCUAUAGCGAGAACUUCGAAAGACACGUGCUGUGUGUUCAGGUUUGUCACUUUGUUGAAAAGGGUAAGCAGCCACAUCGUGCAUCCAAGAAUUCUUGUUAUUCACUCUCUUUACCCGACAAAUUAAUGCACAAAUGUGCAAGAGUAUACCAUAACUCAUUUGCAAUCUUAAUUUGCUGAUAGCUGUAUUACUACGUGGGAAUUUGUCCUUCAAUUUUAGCUGAGCGUAGCUGCGCGAGUGCGUUUUCAUUGUCUUCAGACACAAAGGAUCCACCCACUGCUAUACGGAGAAUAAACGGAAGCUUUGACGCCUUCAACAAAUGUACUUUUAAAUGUGAUGGAUGGACAAAUCGUAAGCCUUUAUGAUUUUGUACGAGAUGGUUUAGUUUAUUUUCUAAUUGUAUUGUUCUGUCUCGCCAGAAUGGUUGAUACAUAGUGCCAUUUUUGUUAAAGUGGAGAACACCCAUGAAAAUAUCGCCUUCUUCAGUAUCCCGAAGGUCGCGUUCGCGGAAGCCAAAUACUUCUCGAACCCAAAAGGAGGAAAUGCGUUCGCCGGCCUAAAGAACUGCUUGCGAACGUGCAUGUUAGGUGAUAAAGAAUUUCGCUUUAAUGUACCGCAACAUGCGCGUAGGGCUGGUUCCAGAGUACCCCCUUUCAGUUGAAUUUUCGUAAGUUUUAUGCAAUAUAUGUGAUGAACUCAAAGUGUUUCGAAAGCAAAAGCAUGUCUGAAUCUGUACCCCGAGAUCUACUAAAAUUCUGGCAGCAUCUUAUACAUGACUAUUAGCGUAUGAAAACUAACCGAAAUGCUUGGACCAUUUACACCCAUCUACAUGAUGGGAUAUAAUUGGAAAUAAGGAAUAUUUGGGAGGCAGUAAACUUUAUUGUUAACCUUUUAAGACUGGUUCCCCCGCUCGUUUUCAGAUAACGGGCGUGCAAAACAAGUAACUUAUGGAUCGAGUCUGACAAAGGAUUCUAGGUUUGGUUAACGUCAUCUUCUCGGGAUUGGUUGGAUCCGUUUGAAUCUGUUCUUAACGAUUUUGUAUAUUCUCUUCGUGAUGCCGUAUAUAGUGGCCAAAACAGGAAAUCAGUCUCAACCCGUAUACAUGAACAUCAUUUAACAGUAAAGGGACGUCACAAUCUAUCGCAGGUGACCAGGCGCAAUUUGUAAACUGGACAAAAAUUUCCAUGGGGAAACACUCGCAUUGUUACCGCCUGUCCAAUUAAGAAGGGCCGCGAAUUCUUGGAGCCAAUGCACCCAGACGAGGCAUGCAUCAACCGGCAUAUCGACCUAGAUGUGACAAACAAAAUCGUUAAGGACAGAUUCAAACUGACCAAACCAAUUGCGAUAAGAUGACGUUAACCAAUCCUAUAAUCAUUUGUUAGACUUGGUCUAUACGAUGAUUGCAUUUUUCGCCCGUUGUCUGAGGACGAGCUGAGGAACAAGUCUUGAAAGUUUACACAAUAAACUUUAUUGUUGCCCGAAUAAUUCCAUAUUCCUAAAUAUAUCUGUUGGGAUGAGUUUUUUAUUUGGACUGAGUGUUUGGUUAUAAUACCGUUGUGUGAAAAACGCGUACCAUUUAUUGACUGCGUAAACGUUGAUAGUUGUCAAAUUUUAGAUGAAAACAUUCGAAAUCAUUUUCAUUGAAUCGACCGCGUAGAUUGCAAAUUAAAACGGUAUAUAAUUUACAAGGGCAUUACAGUUUUAACGCAAAAUGUUUUUUUGUGUUUUAGUGCAAGCGCGUGUUAUGAGACUCUUACGUGGACAACGCUUAUUUUAUUCUCCAACUAUUCAUUUACGUUUGGAAUUUUCUGUGUUAAAAAUAAAUGUUUGACAGUUCUAUUAUGCACGAAUCCGGAUUUACAAAACGCGCAAGAAAUAACCAAGAUUGUUGACUCCGCAAGACCCCUGAAACUUUAG
This is a messenger RNA of Spirometra erinaceieuropaei, 2468 nucleotides long. Lineage: Eukaryota; Metazoa; Platyhelminthes; Cestoda; Diphyllobothriidea; Diphyllobothriidae. The record is from the annotation of a GenBank genome assembly.